UUUCUCAGCAUCUACACUCAGGCUGACACUGAGAAGAAGAAGAAGAUAAUCCUCCAGCAGGUAAUCAUCAACUUUUAAAUCAGCAUCACCUCCACCAUGAAGACGCUGAUUCUGUCUGCACUUCUUUGUGCCGUGAUCACACUGACCAGAGCUGCUGCUCUUUCAGACACAAAGGAUGAAGGUGGGGAAGUGGCAAUAAUUCAAGAAGGAGAGCAUCAUAUCUUGGAGAGGUCAACAUCUUGUCCCCGUGGUUGGACUAAGAUCAGCGAUCGCUGUUUCCUCUUCGUUCCACGAACCAUGACUUGGGCUGAAGCUGAGAGAAACUGUCUGUCCUUAGGUGCACACCUUGCAUCCGUACGUAGAGCUGAGGAGUAUCAUCAGAUUCAAAGGCUGAUAGCAGAUAAAACUCAUGGGAAUCCACUGACAUGGCUCGGAGCCUCUGACGCUGCCCAGGAGGGUUUUUGGUUCUGGAGUGAUGGUACGCCUUUCACCUUUUCAUACUGGUGCAAAGGAGAGCCAAAUAACCUUAGGGGCCAGCACUGUUUACAAAUAAAUCAUGGAGGGCUGGUGUGUCUCUUCAUCCGUGUUUCCACAUCAGACAGCUGAAGCUACAGACGCAGAGAAGGAAGAAGAGAAGCAAAGGUUAUCAUCAUCUCAUCAUCUCCAUCAUGAAGAUGCUGACUGUGGCUGCACUUGUUUGUGCCAUGAUGGCUCUGACUCGAGCUGCUGCUCUUCCAGAGGCAAACC
This is a messenger RNA of Micropterus dolomieu (smallmouth bass), 747 nucleotides long. RefSeq names its product ladderlectin-like. The record is from RefSeq and is a predicted model, not a curated record. Gene Ontology annotation, molecular function: signaling receptor activity. The coding region runs from base 97 to 606 and encodes 169 amino acids. Lineage: Eukaryota; Metazoa; Chordata; Actinopteri; Centrarchiformes; Centrarchidae. The transcript is spliced from 9 exons.